Molecule: messenger RNA, 1823 nt
Organism: Brassica rapa (field mustard)
Lineage: Eukaryota; Viridiplantae; Streptophyta; Magnoliopsida; Brassicales; Brassicaceae
Product: serine carboxypeptidase-like 49
Biological process (GO): proteolysis
Cellular component (GO): vacuole
Molecular function (GO): serine-type carboxypeptidase activity
Source: RefSeq, a predicted model, not a curated record
UUCACACCUUUCUCCUCACUCAUAUAGAGAAUCUCAAAAACACGAGAAAGCACAGUCGAAAGAACCAAAAAAAAAACGAAAAUGGAGAAACUGACUUUCCUCUCGCUUCUCUUGCACUUCGCCGUCUUCAUCGCUAGCACAUCUCAGUCAUCUUCAAUCCUAUUGAACGAUCGUAGCUUCGAGAUACCGAACUUGCCUUCAUCGCGCGCCGAGAAGCUGAUCCGUGAGCUGAACCUCUUCCCGAAUCUGGAAGUAAACGUGAUCGACGUCGGUGAUUCGACUCUCACUUCCGACGAGGAGUUACCUUCGAUUGUCGAACGGAGAUUCAUAUUCCCGAACAUCCUUCCCGAUGGCGGCCCCCCUUCCCUCGAGGAUCUAGGUCAUCAUGCUGGUUACUACAAGCUCCCCAAAUCUCAAGGCGCAAGGAUGUUUUACUUCUUCUUCGAGUCGCGUAGCAAGAAAGAUGCUCCUCUUGUGAUUUGGUUGACGGGAGGGCCUGGAUGCAGCAGUGAAUUAGCUAUGUUCUAUGAGAACGGUCCUUUCAAGCUCGACAAGAACAUGUCUCUUGCUUGGAAUGAGUAUGGUUGGGACCAGGCUUCCAAUCUCCUGUAUGUUGACCAGCCUGUUGGAACUGGUUUCAGCUACACCUCUGACAAAACUGAUAUCCGUCAUGACCAAACCGGAGUUAGCGAUGAUCUCUAUGACUUUCUGCAGGCUUUCUUUGCGGAGCACCCUAAGCUGGCAAAUAAGGACUUUUACAUAACUGGAGAGUCAUAUGCUGGGCAUUACAUUCCGGCUUUUGCCUCCCGGGUCCAUAGAGGAAACAAGGCUAAUGAGGGAAUCCAUGUGAACCUUAAGGGAUUCGCUAUUGGAAAUGGGCUUACAGAUCCUGCGUACCAAUACCCAGCAUAUCCUGACUAUGCGUUUGAAAUGGGUUUAAUUACUCAAGCAGAGCAUGAUCGUUUAACUAAGAUUGUCCCAUUGUGUGAACUAUCAAUUAAGAUUUGUGGAACUGAUGGAACAACUUCCUGUUUGGCGUCAUAUCUUGUUUGCAACACCUUGUUCAGCGGUGUAAUAAAUCAUGCUCAUGGAGUUAACUAUUACGACGUCAGGAAGAAGUGCGAGGGAAGUUUGUGCUACGACUUCUCAGACAUGGAGAAAUUUUUGAAUCUGAACUCGGUGAGAAAGUCGCUUGGUGUUGGGGAGAUAGAGUUUGUGUCCUGUAGUACUAGUGUCUAUCAGGCAAUGCUACAAGACUUGAUGAGGAAUCUCGAGGUUGGAAUUCCCGAGCUCUUGGAAGAUGGAAUCAACCUUCUUGUGUAUGCCGGAGAAUAUGAUCUCAUCUGCAAUUGGCUCGGUAACUCGAGGUGGGUGCAUGCAAUGGAGUGGUCAGGGAAAGAGAACUUUAAGGCGGCUAAGGAAGUUCCCUUUGUGGUUGAUGGUAAAGAAGCAGGCAAGGUUAAGAGUUAUGAACAACUCAGUUUCCUCAAGGUGCAUGAUGCGGGACAUAUGGUUCCAAUGGACCAGCCAAAAUCUGCGUUGAAAAUGUUGGAGGGAUGGAUGAAGAAGUCGCUUGGUGGAGGAGCUGCUGUGUCUACUACAACUACAGAAGAAGAUGAUAUGGUUUCUCAGAUGUAAUAACAGCAAACAAAGAAACAGUGUGGACUGUGUGUUGUGUAAGCGCUUGACGUUUCCUUCUGUAAUUUGAUCUCUAAAAGAAAACUAUAUAUGUAGGGGUUGUACAGUGUUAAGCUCAAAACCCUUGUGAACCAAGAAAACAUAUUCUAAAAAGAAAAAAAAAAGAUUAACCAUUACUACACUUA